UUUAAAGUUUAGUUCUAAAAUCACCAAAUUGAUAAAUACUGUCUUGAAGUGAACAUACCCUUUGGAAAAAUGUAAAUACACAAUAGUACUUGAUGUAAAAAUAAUUGGAAAAUCUAUUGCAUGUUAAAAAAAAGGAAUUUUAAAUAAAAUGGGUGCUAAUAAAUUUUCUAAUCUUCAAAAAUGUGGUGAAAUAUUAAUAGAUAUAAAAACAAAGAAUAGAAAAAACAAAAUAUACGUUUUUCAUUGCACAUUUUGCGACAUACAGUGCGAUCAAUUAAAGAAAUUUUCCCUUCACCUUGGCGAAGUGCAUUUAAAUGAUUCUGAAAAUAUUUUAAAAGAGUCCGAGCUAAAAUUGGAAACCGAACCAGAAGAGGUCAGAAUUAGUAACCCUACAGACAUAGAGAGCUCAAAUAUUAAAAAAGAUUUCGGUAGCAAUGUACAAAACAAUACCUAUAUAAGUCCAGAUCCUUUAGAUACAGUAGACCUCCCCGUAAGUCCAAACUUAAGUCAUGACACUGUAAAUUACGUUGUCAAAUGCGAAUUAAAAGAAAAUUCCAAUGAUGGAAGUACUUAUUGCGAAAAGUACGAAAUGAACUGCGCUGCAUCCACCACAGUUGCCAGUGAUAAUGAAACCAAUGAAAAACUUGAUAUUUCAAAUUUUUCUAGUGGCUAUAGUGAAGAUGAAAUAAAGGAAGAUAUUGAUGAAAUUCCGCUUAAAAAAAUAAAAAUUAAUAUUACUAAAAGGCAUAAAAGAGUAAAGCAAAAGAUACUUACAAAUGAAAUAGGCACUGAUGAAUCUAAGGAUGCAGAAGAUAAUUCUAAUAUAUCCGAAGUAAGCACCGAUGAUUCUCGUGAUUCUGAUUUCGAUAUUAAAAAAGAACUAAAUACUAAGAAAAAUACUAUAAACACCAAAAAGGAUGUUGUAAGUACUAUACAGUUUAUACAUAUAAAUUCAUCUAAAUAUGUUUUUUAUUAUUUUUUAAUAGAAAAAAGAAGCAAAACAAAGAAAGGAAUCAAAACAAAAAUUCGUAAGUAUAAAAAUAUAAACAAUGAAGAAAAAGAAUCAAAUGCAAUAAAAAAACAUAAAAGAUGUAAAAAACGUUGGAAAAAUAUAGAUGAAUCAGAACUACCCGUACUAAUUGAAAUAUAUAAAAAAUAUGAAGUUCUAUGGCAAGUUAAUGACAUUGCAUUUGGUAUUUUACCCAAAAGAAAUGAAACUUUUGGCAAAAUGAUUGAAGAAUUAAAAACAAAUCAUAACUUUGAUAAGAAUCUGGAUGAACUACAAGAUUAUAUCGAUUAUAUAAAUUACAUAUUCUUUAAAAAUAAAGAACAAGAACUUAAAUGUGAAUUAGAUAAAACCGAGUUUACACCUUCAUCAAAAUUUUAUAAAGAAUUAUCAUUUUUAAGCGAUAGCCAAGGUCCAUUUAAAUGUUCAAAUUGUAAUGAGAUUAUUGCAAAAUACGAUCGUUAUCAAAUACAUGUAGCUCAGCACAAUGGUACGAUACCAUUCCAAUGUCGUCUUUGUGAGAUGGGAUUUCAGAAAUUUGACAACUAUAUAAGACAUGUAACCAGACAUUUAGGCAUUAAUAGCUAUCACUGCAGUGUGUGCGGUAAAGGUUAUCCAUUUAAAUCAGAGUUAGACUGGCACUUAACGUCGCACACUGGAGUCAAACCCUACUUAUGUCCAAUAUGUGGUGCUGGAUUUAGAGCUCGUCACGGUUAUGAUAAUCAUAUAAGACGACACGAAAAACGUUUUCGCUAUGAAUGUCAUAUAUGCAAACAUGGCUUUAAUCAUUUAUGUAAACUGAAUACUCAUAUUAAAUCUCAUCUCAAUAUACGCGAUGUCAUAUGCAAUGUAUGCGGCAAAGGUUUCACUGCAGCUAAAUAUCUACAUAGACAUAAACUUAUACACGAGGAAGAAAAGCGCUACAAAUGCAAUGUUUGCGGUAAGGCAUUUGCCCAAGAUUCUGGACUACGAACACAUCGAAAACAACAUCAACCCUAUGCUACGAUAGCGGAAAAUAAAAACUUAUUAAAUGUAUUUAAAUAGUUUAAUAUUUAUUUGAAUAUAAAAAAUUUAUAAAAAAAAA
Lucilia cuprina (Australian sheep blowfly) is the source of this 2090-nucleotide messenger RNA. Its product is annotated as zinc finger protein 208-like. Gene Ontology annotation, molecular function: RNA polymerase II cis-regulatory region sequence-specific DNA binding; DNA-binding transcription factor activity. Gene Ontology annotation, biological process: regulation of transcription by RNA polymerase II. The transcript has 6 exons. The record is from RefSeq and is a predicted model, not a curated record. The coding region runs from base 149 to 2050 and encodes 633 amino acids. Lineage: Eukaryota; Metazoa; Arthropoda; Insecta; Diptera; Calliphoridae.